AUGUGCACUGUUUCUUGCAGUUUCCUGCCAUUUCUUGUAAGUGGUGGAGGGAGGGGUGAGCAGUGUGGAGGAGACAGCAGCUCAAGUCUGAUAAACAUCAGACUGACUAACUGUUUUGCUGGGAUAUGGAGGAUUCGUGCCUGACUUAUUUCUAUAUGAAUAAUUGAAUUAAUGAAUUCAUUCAGAAAUGUUUCAUGCUUUACUUUACAGUCUAACCGUUUGUAGGUGUGGUUUUCUGCAUGGAGUCAUCUGACAGAGUAGAAGCAGCAGAAAGACUGAAGACUCUGAGACUCUUCACCAGUGCCUGCACUCUGUGACCCCAACAUGGCCAGCAAAUACUACCACGAACUAAAUAACAAGGAGCUGAGGAUAGUGCUGGUGGGGAAGACUGGAAAUGGGAAGAGUGCCACUGGAAACACCAUUCUGGGACGACAGUGCUUUGAAUCAAAGUUCAGUGCAAAGUCGAUGACUGUAGACUCUUCUAUGGGCAAAGCUGAGGUGGACGGACAACGUGUUGCUGUUAUCGACACCCCGGGCCUGUUCGACACCAGGUUUGGCAUGGAUAAAACAACUAAAGACAUCAGCCAGUGCAUCGUUUACACCGCUCCUGGACCCCAUGUGUUCCUGGUGGUCAUCAGGCUGGGCAGAUACACUGAAGAGGAAAAGCAGACAGUGCAAAAGAUUCAAGAAAUCUUUGGCCAGGCUGCAGACAGACACAGCAUGGUUCUCUUCACUCAUGGAGACCUUCUUGAAGACACAACUAUUGAGGACUUCUUGACGGAAUGCUCAGACCUGCAGGAACUCGUGUUCAGAUGUAAUGGCCAGUACCAUGUCUUCAAUAAUAAGCUGAAGGAUCGCCGCUCUCAGGUCACUGAGCUGCUCCAGAAGAUCAGAAAUUUAGUCCAGAAGAACGGAGGAAGCCACUACACCAACGAGAUGUUCCAAGAGGCCUGGAGGGCAAUCGAAGAGGAGAAACAACGCAUCCUGAAAGAGAAAGAAGAGCAAAUACGGGAAGAAAAAGAGGAAGUGGAGAGAAAACUACAAGAGAAAUAUGAAAAAGAGAUGAAGAAAAUGUAUGAACAACUCCAGGCUGAGAGAGAGAGGGAGAAAAGAAAGAGAGAGGAGGAGAGGAGGAGGGAGAAGGAGAGGGAGAGGUGGGAGAUGGAGAUGGAGAGGAGGAGGGAGAGGGAGGAAAGAGAAGCAGAACGGAAGAGAGAGGAACAGGAGAGAGAGAGACAGAUUGCAAAUAUGAGGAAACAGCGUGAAAGAGAACUGGAAGAGGAAAGAGAAAGGUUGAGAUGGGAAGCACAGCGGCAAGCUGAGAGGAAUGAUGAUGGCUGUACAAUUCUCUGACUUGGUUUUCAUGUAAGUCUUUGUAUUUGUGUGCUACUGUGCUGAAGUGAAGGAAACUAUUUUAGAUUUAUAAUAUAUAUUUACACCGAUCAGCCAUAACAUUAUGACCACCUGCCGAAUAGUGAGUAGGUCCCCCUUUUUCCACCAAAACAGCCCCGUCGACGCAUGGACUCCUCUAGACCUCUGAAGGUCUGCUGUGGUAUCUGGCACCAAGCCGUCAGUAGCAGAUCCUUUAAGUCCUGUAAGUUGCGAGGUGGGGCCUCGGGUCUGACCCUGUCGCCG
Sebastes umbrosus (honeycomb rockfish) is the source of this 1635-nucleotide messenger RNA. Its product is annotated as GTPase IMAP family member 9-like. Gene Ontology annotation, molecular function: GTP binding. The transcript is spliced from 3 exons. The coding region runs from base 325 to 1353 and encodes 342 amino acids. NCBI's taxonomy places the organism in Eukaryota, Metazoa, Chordata, Actinopteri, Perciformes, Sebastidae. The record is from RefSeq and is a predicted model, not a curated record.